Messenger RNA from Quercus robur (English oak), 2161 nucleotides. RefSeq names its product protein KINESIN LIGHT CHAIN-RELATED 1-like. The record is from RefSeq and is a predicted model, not a curated record. The coding region runs from base 195 to 1931 and encodes 578 amino acids. Lineage: Eukaryota; Viridiplantae; Streptophyta; Magnoliopsida; Fagales; Fagaceae. Gene Ontology annotation, molecular function: protein binding. The transcript is spliced from 3 exons.
AUAUAAAAAUAUACCCACCCACCCACCCACCCACUCACUCAUUCACUCACCCACAAAGACAAAAUUCCUUUCUUCACUCUCACAACUCACAAGUAAAGUCACCUCUUUUUUCAAUCCUAACAUCUCAAACCACAUUUAUCCAUACCCAUUUGGAAUUGUGGCUUGUGGCUUGUGGGUUCAGUGAGUUUGAAACGAUGCCGGGUUUAGUCUCAGUGCAGCAAACACCACCUCAGACACCGUCCGUACCCAUUUUCAUACCCGGAGACCCGACCCGGAUUAAUGGAUGUUCCAACAAAAGCCCGUCUCCCUCCAAUUCACGAACCCGGCCCGGAAAGAAGACUCCGGAAAAGGUACCCACUACGGAUUCCUCGCUCGAGAACCCGGAUAAGGGUCCGUUUCUGUUGAAGCUCGCCCGUGACGCUAUGGCUUCGGGUGAUAACCCGAAUAAGGCGUUGGACUAUGCUCUCCGGGCCUCCAUUUCGUUCGAGAAUUGUUCGGGUUCGGGUCAUGGGGUUGAGCUGGUGAUGAGUCUGCAUAUUGUGGCCUCGAUUUACUGUAGUUUGGGUCGGUUUGAGGAGGCGGUUCCGGUUCUGGAGCGGUCCGUUGAGGUUACGGAUCCUGAAAACGGGUCGGAUCUUGCGCUUGCUAGGUUCUCCGGGUACAUGCAGCUUGGGGACACGUAUUCGAUGCUGGGGCGGGUGGACAAGUCCAUUUCGUGUUACGGGUCGGGGUUGCAGAUCCAGAUUGAGACUCUGGGUGAAUCGGAUCCGACAGUUGCAGAGACUUGUAGGUACUUAGCUGAGGCCCAUGUUCAAGCAAUGCAAUUUGAUGAAGCAGAGAGCUUCUGUAAGAAAACUCUUGAAAUUCAUAGGAAGCAUACAGCACCAGCAUCCCUUGAAGAAGCAGCUGAUCGACGUCUUCUGGCUCUCAUUUGUGAGGCAAAGGGAGAUUAUGAAUCUGCACUUGAGCACCUUGUCCUUGCUAGCAUGUCAAUGAUUGCCAAUGGUAAAGAUAAUGAGGUUGCAGCAAUUGAUGUUAGCAUAGGUGAUGUUUACUUGUCUCUCUGCCGAUUUGAUGAGGCUAUUUUUUCCUACCAGAAGGCACUUACAGUCUUCAAAUCCACAAGGGGUGACAAUCACCCUUCUGUAGCAUCAGUCUAUAUUCACCUUGCUGACCUCUACUACAAGACAGGCAAGUUAAGAGAGUCCAAAUCAUACUGUGAGAAUGCCAUGAGGAUAUAUUCAAAACCUGUUCCAGGCGCCACAUCUGAGGAAGUUGCCAGUGGGUUGACUGAAAUCUCAGCCAUCUAUGAAGCCAUAAAUGAGCCGGAGGAGGCACUGAAGCUCUUGGAAAAGGCAGUGAAGUUAUUGGAGGAUACCCCUGGGCAGCAAAGCACAAUUGCAGGGAUAGAAGCACAAAUGGGUGUGUUGUUCUACAUGAUUGGGAUGUAUGGCAAGGCUCGGAACUCUUUUGAGAGUGCUAUAGCUAAGCUUCAUUCCAAUGGGGAGAAGAAGUCAGCCUUCUUUGGAAUAGUGUUGAAUCAGAUGGGAUUGGCUUGCGUGCAGUUGUACAAGAUAGAUGAGGCUGCCAGGUUGUUUGAAGAAGCAAGGGAGAUACUAGAGCAGGAAUGCGGCUCAUUUCACUUGAACACAAUUGGAGUUUAUAGCAAUCUUGCAGCAGCUUAUGAUGCCAUGGGAAGGGUGGAAGAUGCUAUUGAGAUACUGGAAUACAUCCUCAAGGUGAGAGAACAAAAGCUUGGAACAGCAAAUCCAGAUGCUGAAGAUGAGAAAAUGAGGCUAGUAGAGCUUUUGAAAGACACCAAAAGGACUCGGAACAGAAAGGGAAAAUCACUUGAAAAUCUUCUUGAUUCCAACUCAAAUAGGAAGAAAGAGGGAACUAAAAAGUGGUCUGGAUUUGGUUUCAAGAAUUAACUAAGAAUAAGAUAACCUCUUCUGACCUUUUCCUCUCACUGACUUCAGUUUUUUUCAUGUAGAAGAUCAAGUUCUUACAAUUGCUGGAGCUUUCUUGCUCCUUAAUAAUUAAUUUCCACUUUUUAAUUUUAAUUUAUUAUAUUUCCUUGAAUGUUUUCUUAUAAAAUAUUGAAUUUGUUUACUGGAUGAAAUGCUCAUAUGCUAGUGAAUAUAGUUUUGUAAUUGCAAUU